Messenger RNA from Spirodela intermedia, 1305 nucleotides. The record is from the annotation of a GenBank genome assembly. Lineage: Eukaryota; Viridiplantae; Streptophyta; Magnoliopsida; Alismatales; Araceae.
AUGACCUGGCUGCUGACGGCGGUGGCCGUCGUCCUGUUCCUGGGGGACGCCGCCGCGAAGACCCACCCGGCGGACGCCGACGCGCUGCGGCUCCUGAAGGCGGCGCUGGAUCCGGCUUCCAUCGCACCGGGGUCCUGCCUCAGCUCCUGGGACUUCACUGCUGCGGACCCCUGCGAUGCGCUCUCCUCAGGUGAGCAAUUCACCUGCGGAUUCCGCUGCGACGCCGGUGACCCCGCCGGCCUGGCACGCGUCACGGAUAUCUCCCUCGAGGCAGCUGGCUACGCCGGCAACCUCUCGCCGGCAGUCUGGACCCUUCCUUAUCUGCAGACUCUCGACGCCGCCGAUAACCAAUUAUCCGGCUCCGUCCCGCCGCCACCGUUAUCUUUAGACCUCCGUCAGCUCCGCAGGAUAGCCCUUUCUCGAAAUGCAUUCUCCGGAGAAAUCCCCGUCGGCGAUCUCCCUUCUCUGGAGGAGCUCUACCUCGACGGGAACGCCCUGUCGGGACCAAUUCCCGCUGCCAUCGCCUCUCUCCGGUCUCUGCAGCGCCUAGAGCUCCAGAUGAACGACAUCUCAGGGUGGUUCCCCGACUUCAGUCCCUUGUCAAGCCUCACCUACCUCGACGCCAGCGACAACGCCAUCUCUGGCAGGGUACUGCCUGCGGCGGCACUUCCGCCGUCCCUGUUGAAGCUCUCUGCUCGAAACAACUCUCUUCAGGGCCCCCUCCCGCCGGACUUCACGGCGGGGAUCCCGAACCUACAGGUGCUGGACCUCUCCCACAACCGCCUCUCCGGGCGCGUCCCGGCGGCGCUCUUCGUCCAUCCGGCCCUCCAGCAGCUGAACCUUGCCUUCAAUCGGUUCACCUCGCUGGAAUCGUCGCCGCAGUGGUGGCAGCCAGCGGCGGCGUCGACCAGUGGGCUGGUGGCUGUCGACCUGGGCCACAACCGGCUGAGAGGCCCGCUGCCGCUGGGGUGGGUGCGGGCGAUGCCGAGGCUGGCGUCGCUAACGAUGGAGGACAACCUGCUGACGGGAAUGAUCCCAGCGGAGUACGCCGCCAGGGUGCCAGGGGCGCGGGGGGGCGGCGACAGAGGGUCGCCGGCGGAGACCCCACUGUCAAGGCUCCUUCUCGGCGGCAACUACCUCUACGGGCCCAUCCCCGCUCCUCUGAUGGCGGUGAAGGAGGGGGAGGCCGCGGUGAGCCUCGUCGAUAACUGUCUGUUCCAGUGCCCCCGUUCCUUCUUCUUCUGCCAUGGACGCGACCAGAAGCAGACCGCAACCUGCCGCGACUUCAACCCCGUCAUUCCGUAG